This is a messenger RNA of Austrofundulus limnaeus, 3156 nucleotides long. RefSeq names its product A-kinase anchoring protein 7 (gene akap7). Lineage: Eukaryota; Metazoa; Chordata; Actinopteri; Cyprinodontiformes; Rivulidae. The record is from RefSeq and is a predicted model, not a curated record. Gene Ontology annotation, cellular component: cytosol. Gene Ontology annotation, molecular function: protein kinase A regulatory subunit binding.
UGAUGCAGCCAGCCUUCAUGUCCUGUGGACCAGAGGCCGAUGCAGCUGCCUUAGAUGAUGAAGAUGAYGAAGAGGAGGAGGGUUGUGUGGGUGAAAAUUUGUUUAUAGAGGAGGUUAUCAUGGGCCAGAAUGAUCCAGUCACAGUGGAGGUCCAUGAAGGCAUCUCAGAUUCUGGAGUCGCUAUAGCUUCUUCAGCUCCAACACAAACAAACCAGAAAAUAUCAAAGUGGAAGAAGAGGAAGAUGAAGCUGAAGUUGAAGCAGCAGCAGCUCAAGUCAGCUGAGAAUUCUUCGAGUUUAACGUCAGAGCUACCGUUUGCAAUGACCAGCCCCACCACAUGGAAAGAACUGGGUUUCUCCAAUCCUGAAUUGUCUGAGAAAAAGAGGAAGAGGAAGAGAGGAGACAGCGGAGGCCGAGUGGACAGUGAGGAGGAUAGUGACCAGAAGAAAAAAAAGAAACAGAGCCAUCGACCCAACUACUUUGUCUCCGUUCCCAUCACUAACACACAGAUAAAGUCAGCUGUGACUGAAAUCCAGGAGGCUGUGCUUCAGCAGGAACCACGACUGGCCAAAGCCAUGGUCCCCRUUCCAACUCUUCACAUCACGCUCCUCGUCACUCAUCUGGCCAGUCAGGAGCAAGUGGACUUGGCUGCAGCUGUGCUGGCUCAGGUCGAGCCGUCAGUGGUUAAGAUGCUGGGGGGGCGGGAUCUGGUGCUGCCCUUCUCAGGAAUCAGUUAUUUCAGGAAGGAGGUGGUGUUUGUUGGGCUGGACACGGGACUACACAGACACACACUGGACAGCCUGGCAGAGUUGUUGCAGAGCCGUUUUGAGGAACAGGGUCUCCUACAGAGAGACUGUCAAAACUUUCAACCCCACCUCACUAUUAUGAAGCUGUCCAGAGCGCCGAAACUACGGUCUCAGGGAAUAAAGUGUGUGGACCCAGCCCUUUACUCCAACUACACAAACAAGUUUUUUGGAAACCAGACAGUGGAGCGGUUGGAUUUGUGUUCUAUGUUGAAAAAGAAGCAGCAGGACGGAUAUUACCACACUGAGACAUCACUACAGCUUGAUCUGAGUCCAGUCCAUGCCAAGCGCUCAAGUGGACGCCGUCGUUCUGAGCCCGACGAAGCGGAGCUCCUGAGGGUCAGCAAGCGAUUGGUCGAGGAUGCCGUCAAUCGCGCCUUGCAACAGUACAAACAGGAGACACUUCAAAACGGGGGCGGGCCUAACGCAGCGACGGUGCAGCCCCCCGGAAACACUGAGGACACAUCCACAAAGACGGACACUACAGCCAACUCCUCCACAGACAACAGGAAGUGACGUCAUCAAACGGAGACUCACAGACUGGGGAUGUCUGGGGAUACAUUUUUACGCAGCGGAACAGAAACUGCCCAUUUAGAAAAAACAGUGAUUAUAUUUUGUAGAAAGUUUUUUUUUAAUCCCUUCACCUGCAUUAAAGAAUCUUUAAUGAAUAAUUCCAGACGAGGAACAUGUUUUCUUGGGGUUUUGAGGUUUUUCUUUCCUGGAGAAGUCAGUUCUGUUCUUAUCAUCACUCAUCCGUUGACGACCUGAUCCGCUCCGACUGUUUCAACCAACCGGAUUCUUCCAAAGCCGAUGAUGCUGGACUCUGGUCUGUGUAGGUUUUUAGUUAAUCUGGCUGUGUGUGGCUGAUAAGGAUUUCCUUUCAACUUCCAGCGUUUUUAUCACACGUUUCAAAUAUCUGUUGGUUUUCUCCAUCAACGGACGGUUACAAAAACAGAUUAACCCCCUUCAUCAGCCGAGCUUUAGCUGUUGUGUAACGCUGUUGCGUUCACUAAGUUCGGCCCUCUCUGAGACAAUCGUCAGUCAAAAUAACAACCACUCGUUUGGCCCGGGCUUCUGAAUAAUUACUCUUCAGGAAAAACAACAACACUAACUUGACGUAAGCAGGGGAGAUGCUUGAAAAUAAUAGUUACACAGCAAAUCACCAAGAAAUGAAUCAGUGCCAAAAGUGACCCGUUUGUUUUAUCGCUCACUUUUCUGCAUUUUUUAAAGUAUCCUUGCUUUUCAAACCAUUUGUCCCAAAUGUUUGAGGUUUUUUUUUUUUGUGUAUGUGAUUUAAUCUUUGUCAUUUAGAUUCGUAGAUAGUUUGAAAGUAGUUGCCGCCUGAUGCGUAGUAUUUUUUUUUCUAAUAUGGAAGUAUUUAUUUCAUUUUGAGAAGCUUUGGGUCUGUAGUUAAUUCGGGCUUGGAUGUGGAGGUGGUGAGCACAAAAAGUCACUCGUCACCUGCAAUCUCUUUAUUUYAUUAAUUUUAACUUGUUUGCUGUGAUAACAGAAUAUAUGUUAGUAAAAUAUGAUUUUAUGUGUAAACUGUUUUAUUUAAUGAUUGAAAAGAUUUCCGUUAAUAUUUUUGAAGACCUAAAAAGCACAAAUGAAAUUUUUUUGGUUUUUAACGGUUUUCUGAAUUUUGAUGUUUGCGUUAAAUCGACUCACCUUCACGGAAAGCGGCCUUCCGUCACUGAAACAAAAACGUGAUUCUUUGUUUUUGUGUGACGACGCACAGGUGACAUUUUUAGUCUGUGUGUGUGUGGGGGGGGGGGAUUAAAGCCCCCCACACUCUUCACUUUGGGGACUUGCCACGGUCACAUAUGUCAACCUGUCACUCAAACUUUGGAUUCUUGUGUUGAGAAAAAAAAAAAUAAAACUAAAAAGUCCACCUAGAGACGUUUGGUGUUCACGAUGACGAGAACAGCAGUUCAGUCCUGGUGAAAUCUAUUAAAGAACUGUCACUCAAGCAGCACAUUAUUCUGUCUUAAGGUGGAUUUUUAAAGACUUUUCAGUUUGAUCUUCAGCUGUCACCAGAUCCUUAAUCUCCAUGAAAAAAAUCCCCUUUAAUCCACAGUUUGUCCUGUUGGCCUGUGUGUUCAGCCUCAGAGCGUCCGUGUGUGAAAGUGUGUUUUCUGAUCAGAGAGAAACUCUUGUACAGAUAAAUUCAUGGCAGCGUUUGAAGCGACUGUAAACAAACAAAAAAAAAAAAGUAAUGACCCCUCCCUGUUUGUCUUUCCACGUGUCUCUCUCCACAUGUAUGUUGAUGCCGUGUGGGUCUGAUCUUUGUACUGCGUGUUGUAAAUCUGGUUCUGCCAUGUUUGAACAAUAAAACAGGAUAUGAGAUACGAAA